Messenger RNA from Theobroma cacao (cacao), 2358 nucleotides. The record is from RefSeq and is a predicted model, not a curated record. NCBI's taxonomy places the organism in Eukaryota, Viridiplantae, Streptophyta, Magnoliopsida, Malvales, Malvaceae.
GCCUUUUAUAUGUUUCAAAGUUCUGUUCUUUCUUAUGUUCGUCUGCUUCAAACAAGCUUAUGGAUAAAAUGAAUAACCAAUAUGUUGCCUUGGCAGUUUCACUUGCAGAGAGUCCUUGAAUUGUACGAUUUAAUAGCUGAAGUGAACAAUUAAUAAGAUGGCUUCCACACUGUUUAGAACUAUUCAAAUCCACCCGUUUUCGCUCUACCCAACUGCAAUAUGUAGGAGAAGGAACGGUGUUCUUUACUGCACAAUGAAAAGUACUCAAACUCAAACAGCAACACAAGAAAAGCAACAGCCUCCCAAAGUCAAAGUCUCACAACAUACCCAGAGCAAAACACUUGACAAGAUUACAAGAGACUAUGAGGCAAUAAUUGGGAUAGAGACACAUGUCCAGCUCUCAACUCUCACCAAGGCUUUUUGUAGUUGUCCUUACAAUUAUGGAUCCCAACCAAAUACCAGUAUCUGCCCCAUUUGCAUGGGAUUGCCUGGUGCCUUGCCGGUUUUAAAUUCAAAAGUGAUUGAAUUCGCAGUGAAAUUGGGUCUUGCACUCAAUUGCAAGCUAUCUCUGAACUCAAAGUUUGAUAGAAAGCAGUACUUCUAUCCUGACCUUCCAAAGGGUUACCAAAUAUCUCAGUUUGAUAUCCCAAUUGCAACUGGUGGUUACAUUGAUUUGGAUCUUCCUCUUGAGUUUGGUGGUGGUCAUAGGAAGUUUGGUAUUACCAGAGUUCACAUGGAGGAGGAUGCAGGGAAGCUACUUCAUUCUGGAAAUGGAGAUUAUUCUCAGGUUGAUCUAAAUAGAGCAGGGGUGCCCUUGCUUGAGAUUGUUUCUGAACCUGAUAUGAGAACUGGGAUUGAAGCUGCUGAAUAUGCAGCAGAGUUACAGAGGGUGGUUCGAUACUUGGGAGUGAGUAAUGGAAAUAUGCAAGAAGGCUCACUUCGCUGUGAUGUAAAUGUAUCAAUUCGACCAGUUGGGCAAUCAGAGUUUGGGACAAAGGUUGAGAUAAAAAAUUUGAACUCAUUUUCAUCAAUUAACCGGGCCAUUGAUUUCGAGAUAUCAAGGCAGGCGCUUCUCCAUACUCAAGGCCAUGAUGAUCAAAUUGUACAGGAAACUCGUCUAUGGGAAGAAGGUGCUCAGAAAACAGUUACAAUGAGGAAGAAGGAAGGACUUGCUGAUUAUCGUUAUUUCCCAGAACCAGACCUCCCCGAAGUUAUUCUCACUCAGGAAUAUGUUGAUGGCAUCCGCAAUUCUUUGCCAGAACUUCCAGAAAUGAAGCGUCGGAGGUAUGAGAAGAUGGGCCUAAGCAUGCAGGAUGUUCUUUUCCUGGCAAAUGACGUAAAUGUGGCAGAAUACUUUGAUGCAACAAUUUCAAGGGGUGCUGACAUUAAGUUGGCUGCCAAUUGGAUAAUGGGUGAUAUUGCUGCCUAUAUGAAAAAUGAAAAGCUUUCUAUUAAUGAGAUCAAACUUAUGCCAGAAGAGCUAGUAGAGCUGAUAGCUUCCAUUAAAGGUGGGACUAUCAGUGGAAAGAUUGGAAAGGAGAUAUUGUUUGAGCUGCUAGCCAAAGGUGGUACCGUCAAGGGACUGAUAGAAGAGAAGGAUCUGGUUCAGAUAGUAGAUCCUGUUGAGAUUGGGAAAAUGGUAGAUAAAGUGCUGUCAGAAAACCCAAAGCAGCUAGAACAAUAUCGUGGUGGCAAAACUAAGCUACAGGGUUUUUUUGCCGGUCAGGUAAUGAAAAUAUCAAAAGGCAAAGCAAACCCCGUCCUUUUGAACAAAAUCCUUUUGGAGAAAUUAAAUGCCAAAAGCUGAAAAGUUUCUUGUAGGUAUCAGAUGGAUUUUUUUUUCAAAAAUAAAUAAAAACAGUAAUAAUAGUAGAUACAGGUGCAUGCCCAUGCAAACAUAUUCUCUUCCCCAAGAAACUUUCUUGUACUCUUCUGUUCUUGGUCUAUCCUUUCUCCAGCUUGAUAAUGCAUUGAAGUUUGGCUGAUUGGUUGUGAGCUCGUGAUGCUCCACCAAUAAAAGGUUCAGAUACCAUAGCAGCCAAAGAAAGUUCUGCCUGUGAAUCAUAUUAUGUACUGAGAGGUGGGGCAGAUCGAAAUCUGAUUCAUUUUGGGAGUCAUCAAUUGCGAGUUCAUGUAAUACUUUACAUGGCACCAUCUUGUAGUAGAUUACAUGAAAAUCUCCUUUCUCUUGGACUAAUUCUUUUUGUAGGAUAACUUGUAUCAUUAAAAGGAACAAAUGAGAUAUUAAAAGACUGAUGACUGCCUCUUGUAACUUUAUAAUGAUUUAUUAUAUCAGCAGAUGGCAGGCCAUGUUUGAUAGUAAGAUGGAGAAAGUAGGGUGUUCUUUUCGGAAUUCAA